Molecule: messenger RNA, 846 nt
Organism: Neurospora tetraspora
Lineage: Eukaryota; Fungi; Ascomycota; Sordariomycetes; Sordariales; Sordariaceae
Exons: 1
Coding region: 231-617 (128 amino acids)
Source: RefSeq, a predicted model, not a curated record
CGAUCCAGCCUCGCGAGGUUGACGUCCGUGUGGUUUCCGGGCGGAUACAAGGGAAACUUCGCAUAGAUUUGCGUUCGGUGAAUGAAGUGCCAGCGAUACUCCAAGUUUGCAAGCAGUCCCGCUACCUGGGAGUGUAUAAACAGGCAUUCGCUGAAAUUCCAUUGGGCACUUUCGACUUCCAGCGAAAAUAUGUUUGGAUCAACUGGGAGUAUGAUACUAUCCGGGCGGGGAUGACCGACCUGUACCACUUUAGGUACGAAAGCAUCCAAACUUCCAUUCAGCGGCUCGACAUCGACAGAUCACGGCUUCAUCCCGGGGAGAUCAAGGAUCUUCAGGACUUCGUAAAGCUCAAGAAGCUUUAUAUACACGGCGAUAGCUAUAAUUUCCGAUGGGUCUUUCGCAAGAACCCCCUUCCAUGUGGUCAGAAAGAUAUCAUCCUACACGACACAGAGGAUCAUAUUACAUUGAACACCUUCGACUGGGAUGAGAUUUGGGACGACAAUCUUGGCUACAUGGCAGCGAACGGCUUCGACGGGGAUGAGAUGUGGGACGAUAAUCUUGGCUACAUGGCAACAAUGUGGGGUGGAGAUAUAUCUGUCGGUGUUCAAGAUGCGUAGCCACGUCUGUUCUCGGUAUGCGAGGGCUAUCUGGGCUGGUCAUGAAGACGCACCUUGGAAGACAGAUGGAACCAAUAAGCCCAUUAUAUCCUGCUCAAUCGGCACGGUUAUAUGCUGUGUUUCCCUGUCCGAGCGGAGAAAAAAACAUGAGGCGAUUUUGAGCGGGGAGUUGCGUGUCUAAGUGGUGGCUGUACGUACAUAUGGACACGAUCGCAUAUAUUCAGCAUUG